AUGGCUUCUGUAGCCCUUCCACACAAACUGACCACCAUCGAGACCAAGAGGAUCAUGUCCGUCUUGGAUGAGGCCAUCCGCAAGGUGGAGUUGGUGACCCUGCUGUCAGCCAUGGUAGACAAUCAGGAGGCUCUGGAGGGCGUGCUGGGGGAGGCCACCGAGAAGGCAGUGAGAGACCACGGGGACCUGUGUAGGACCCUCCUGGACAGCAUCAGUGACCUCGAUGCCAAGGAAAGGCAGCUGCAAGAGAUGGGUGGGCUGGAGGAUGGGAGGAGUGUCAGGGACCUGCUGUGCUCCGAGGAGGAGCGGAGAGAAGACAUCCUGCCGCUCAUGCAGCAGAUCAAGGACUCCACGCGGAACACCCUGCGGCUCCUGCUCAGCCACCCCCAGGCCUCCAGGCUCCUGCAGAUGCCGGCGCUGGGCAGGAGCCCACAAGCCCAGUGGUUUGUCGACAGCCUGGUAGAACUCCGCAGUUUCCUGCUUGAGAAACUGCUCACUACCCCGCCGGAGGCCAGGGACAAGGCCCUGUUCAUACAGGACAUCAGCAGGCGGAAUAAGAGGAACCAGGACAUUGUGGAAGCUCUUGAAAAUGAACUGGCAGGAAGCAUCAAGAACAGGGAUGCCGAGGUGGAGAAGGAGAACUUUGUGAUCCAAGAACUGAAAAACCACCUGCACCAGGUGCACAAGUUCUCAGAGAGCAGCCUCGUCCGCACCAAGCAAGAGGCUAAGAAGCAGCAGAAGGCGGACUUCCGGGCCUCGAAGGCCAGGAAGGCCAAGAUCCAGCAGGAGAUCCUGCUGCUGCAAACGCAGUACCACAACCUGGUGAUGGAGAACCGGGAGCAGGAGCAGGCACUGAGGAAGAAGAAAUACAAAGUGGAGACGGAGAUAGAGAACUGGAUCCAGAAGUACGACAUGGAGAUGAGUGAAAAGCAGGCGGAGCUGGAGGAGCUGGGGGCCAUCCACAGGGAGGAGAAGGUGCAGCUGGAGGAGCUGAAGCAGAAGCGCGACGUGCUGGCGGAGGAGUACUCCCAGAUCCGCGCAGAGCGGGAGAUCAGCUCCAAGAAGAGGCUGGAGGCCGAGGAGCAGCUGGCGCUCAUGGUGCGGGCCGCCACGCUCAUCCAGGCCAUGUGGAAGGGCUACCUGGUCCGCUCCAUGCUCAAGUCCAAGAAGAAGAAGCGGGGCAAGGGCAAAGCGAAGGACAAGUCGGCCAAGGAGAAGGCCAAGGGCAAGGAGAAGGCCAAGGGCAGGAAAUGA
Orycteropus afer afer is the source of this 1254-nucleotide messenger RNA. It is a transcript of the gene DRC10, whose product is annotated as IQ motif containing D. The record is from RefSeq and is a predicted model, not a curated record. Gene Ontology annotation, molecular function: protein binding. The transcript is spliced from 4 exons. The coding region runs from base 1 to 1254 and encodes 417 amino acids. Lineage: Eukaryota; Metazoa; Chordata; Mammalia; Tubulidentata; Orycteropodidae.